Messenger RNA from Carassius gibelio (silver crucian carp), 1142 nucleotides. It is a transcript of the gene noxred1, whose product is annotated as NADP-dependent oxidoreductase domain containing 1. Gene Ontology annotation, biological process: L-proline biosynthetic process. Gene Ontology annotation, molecular function: pyrroline-5-carboxylate reductase activity. The transcript has 6 exons. NCBI's taxonomy places the organism in Eukaryota, Metazoa, Chordata, Actinopteri, Cypriniformes, Cyprinidae. The coding region runs from base 122 to 1090 and encodes 322 amino acids. The record is from RefSeq and is a predicted model, not a curated record.
UUUUAUUUUGUAAACGUGACGUAAAGCGUUUUUUUGUGUGUGUUGUUGAUACUUUGUUGGUUGUUGUUACCAUAGAAACCUCACUUCUGUACGCACAAUCUAAACAUCCACGAUUAGCGACAUGGACUUGACAGUGAAUUUAACCUCUCUCGGGUUUGAGGCUGGUCUCAGUGCAGAUGAGAGAGAUUUGUUAUCUCUGCGCAGUCGGUGCGCGAGCUUGACUGUCGCUGGAUGCGCGCAUGCUGUAUUUGCAUAUAAACUUCUCAGUUUAUUAAGAAAGAAGGUGAACGCUGAGAACACACAUCUGUGUGUUGGCGUAGUGGGAGCAGGACUCAUGGGCAAACAGCUGGCGACGGCUUUACUGAGCGCAUCCAGACUCGAACCUCGCCACAUAAACAUCUCAACCAGAAGACCCGAGACACUGGGAGAAUAUUUAAACAUGGGUGUUGCGUGUUACUUUGACAACAUUAGACUGGCUAAAUGGGCAGACAUGCUGUUCCUGUGUGUCUUGCCCUGUCAGCUAGCUCAAGUCUGCACAGACAUCGGCUGUCAUCUGUCUUCAGGCUGUCUGGUGUACUGCUUCACCUCAGCAGUGCCACUCAACAGGCUUGCUGUGCUCCUUAACCACAGUUCUGUUAUCAAACCUCAGUAUGAGUUUGUGGCUUGUGAUGAUGUCAGUAGAAUUUGGCUUCUUCACGAUCAGGUGACCGCAGCUUUACAGGAUAAAGAAGUGAUUUGUGCCUCAGAUCCUCUUUCAAUGAAUGGUGGCCUCUUCCUGGAUCAGAGAUGGCUAUCUGCUGUGCUCUACAGUCUCCUCAACAUGUGCACGGCUCAGAAGCUGGGCUCCGGAAAGACUCUUCGGCUGCUGAACGGGCUGUUCGAGACAAACACAUUCACUUAUCACAGUUUUGUUCAUUCACCCAGUGCAUCUGAUCUCAAUAACCCUGAUGACCUUUUCCCGUGGAUCAGUUUGGUUGGUGCACAAACUAGAGACACUCCAUUGACUGAUUUGGUGUCGAGAGAUAAAGGUUUGCGAGACUGCAUUUCAGUUAUGUACUACAAUAUAUUCUCAAACUUAGCAGAAAGAUAAGAUAUCAUUUUGUUCCGUUCAAUGAAACAGCAAUUAAACUAUGCAACAUUUA